UAGUGAGGUGCUGGCGGCCUGCUAGCAGUUACUACAUGUUAAUAUGGCGGUGGCCGAGUGCCUCCUAGAGUUAAGACUGAAUUUGUGAUUAUUCUUUAGAAUUUAACCGCAAUUUGCCUCCUCAGCGAUGUAAAAGGCGGUUUAGUGGAUGAGCGGAGGACAUAUUAUUAUUGAAAGAUGCAGCAGGGAGUGCUCACGGAAUCCUCAGACAGGGAGAAAGAGAGUUCAAAUAAGGGAAGUAGUAGUAGUGGCCACAGUGGGGAGGAGGGCAAGACUGAACAACCUCUCCAUCUCAAAUGCCACACGUAUGCCGACCUACAAGACAAAUUCUUUACCACAUCUGCUGACUCUGACAGUGAAGAAGGCGACGAAUCGGAGGUGGAGCCAUUUUCCUUGGGUGAGGGUGAGGGGGAGGAGGAGGAGGUGGUUGGAGCUGGUGGGAACGUCCGCAACAAGUUCUUGUUGUCGGCUGCCGCAGCCCAUGCUACGGCCACCACGCCUGACCUUAACACAACCUCGCCACAUCACCACACUCAACCGCACUUUGAUCCUGAUACUCAUUCGCGAUUAGUGGCUCUUCUUGAAGCUGCAGAUCCAGAAGUUCUUCGUCGACUUACCUCUAGUGUUUCUUGUGCUUUGGACGAAGCUGCAGCAGCCUUAACGCGCAUGCGCUCGGAGACAGUAGGAGGGGCGGCAGCAGCAGCGGCGGCAGCGGCGGCGGCAGCUGCUGCAGCCACGGUGGGAGGGAGUAGUAGUAGCAGUAGCAGCAGCAGCAGUAGUAGCAGCAGUAGCAGCAGCAGCACGCCAGGAGACGGGCAACGUACGUUGGUUGAGGCGUGCACUGACGGAGACGUGUUGACUGUUCGAAGGCUGCUGGAUGAGGGAAGAUCGGUCCAUGAAACAACAGAGGAAGGGGAGAGUCUUCUUUCAUUAGCCUGCUCUGCUGGUUACUAUGAACUAGCUCAGGUGCUUCUUGCCAUGCGUGCCAAUGUUGAAGACCGAGGCAUCAAGGGUGACUGCACCCCACUGAUGGAAGGAGCGUCUGCUGGGCACGUAGAAAUUGUCAAAUUGUUGAUUGCCCAUAAUGCUGAUGUGAACGCCCAAUCGUCAUCGGGCAACACUCCUCUCAUGUAUGCGUGUGCAGGCGGCCACACUGAUGUUGUCAAGGUUCUGCUGCAGCACGGAGCAAAUGUGGAAGAACAUAAUGAAAAUGGCCACACACCACUGAUGGAAGCUGCUUCUGCCGGUCAUGUAGAGGUUGCCAAGAUCUUGUUGGAGCAAGGUGCAGGAAUCAACACCCAUAGUAACGAAUUUAAAGAAUCGGCCUUAACCUUAGCGUGCUAUAAGGGUCACCUCGAAAUGGUCAAGUUUUUACUGGAUGCUGGGGCAGAUCAAGAGCAUAAGACGGAUGAGAUGCACACUGCCCUGAUGGAAGCCAGCAUGGAUGGUCAUGUCGAGGUUGCCCGCCUUUUGUUAGACUCUGGCGCCCAGGUAAACAUGCCAGCGGAUAGCUUUGAGUCACCACUAACCCUAGCUGCCUGUGGUGGCCACACCGAUCUUGCACUGUUGCUGGAACGUGGCGCAAAUAUAGAGGAAGUAAAUGAUGAGGGUUACACCCCCCUCAUGGAAGCUGCUAGGGAAGGACAUGAGGAAAUGGUGACAUUACUUUUAGCUCACAGUGCUGAUAUUAAUGCGCAAACUGAAGAAACUCAAGAAACUGCAUUAACCUUAGCUUGUUGUGGAGGAUUUCGGGAUGUAGCAGACCUUCUGAUUAAAGCUGGAGCUGAUUUAGAAUUGGGUGCGUCGACCCCCCUCAUGGAGGCAGCCCAAGAAGGUCAUCGAGAUUUGGUUGAGUACCUAAUUGAUGCUGGUGCCAACGUUAAUGCCCAGACGUCGACAGGGGACACUGCUCUAACAUAUGCCUGUGAAAAUGGGCAUACAGAUGUCGCAGACCUUCUUUUGCAAGCUGGAGCAAAUCUUGAACAUGAGAGUGAGGGGGGUCGAACCCCACUGAUGAAAGCUUGUCGAGCAGGUCACUUGUGUACGGUACAGUUCCUCAUUGUAAAAGGUGGAGACGUUAAUAAGACGACCACGAACAACGAUCAUACACCACUCUCUCUCGCCUGUGCUGGGGGUCAUGUUCCUGUUGUAGAGCUGCUUUUGGUCCAUGGAGCUGAUCCCAACCAUAAGCUCAAGGACAACUCGACCAUGUUGAUGGAAGCAAGUCGAGGAGGCCACACUAAGGUUGUCCAGCUUCUGAUAGACUUCCCUUCUUCCAUUUCCCACUUGUUGCCCGUGGUCGGACCACCUCAACAUCAAGUCACAGCUACGACCCAAGGUCCAGCUGCAGAGUUGGCUACCGGAGCCAUCCUAGAGAGUGACCCUCACCAGUUGCCCAUGGGUCUCACUGUGGUGCAGGGUUCUGAUCCACAGCAAUCUCUUGUAGUUAACCCUAAUCAAAUAUUUAACGAUAUAGAUGAGAGACUUGGUGAAGGGGGAGCUGUAAUGGGUUCUAGUGGUGUUCAAACCAGUGUAGUAAAAGGAAACAGAACCAAACCUAAUCGUAAGCCAGGGGUCAUCUCCACUUUGCCUACCACCAAUUCAUCUAAUCUCACUACCACCACUGGUCCAAAUGGGGAAAAGUUGACACCAUCCUCAGACUCUCAAAUAAUUAAAACUCCCCCAGUAAGCAAGGGCAGCAAUAGUGGGGGAGAGAGUGUUUUAUUGACGCCCGCCUCCCCAACGUCUCCCCCACCUCCUAGUAAUCAGGAGGAAGCCAAAAUGAGACCCUGUGAUAGACUUGACCAGUAUGUUGAUAACUUAGUAAGAAAAGCAGAGCAACCAUCUUCUAAUAGAGAGGAACAAAUUCUACAGAAACAGCAAAUAUUAGAGGAGUUGCAGCGAGUGGAGAGAGAACUGCAGGGUAAAGUUAUUCCCUACAGUGGCAGCUAUGAUCCCUCCAGGAUCCCCAUCAGCAGCUGUGCUGUUACAGCCAGCAGUAGCAGCAGCAGUGGUGUGGGUGUUGGAAACUUGAGUGGAGUGUCCACCACCUCAUUUGCCAGUAGCAGUAGCAGUGAUAUUGUUAGUAGUGGUAUGAGUGGCAGUGGUACCUCUCUAGCAGCCCCUCUUGUUUAUCCUCCAGCAUCCUUGCACACCCACGUACCCAUCGCCACUCACACUGUUGAGACUCAGACGGGCUUCCUUCCAAAUACUGGCUGGACGGGAUUACCCCCUGGCGUUGUUAUGUCUGACUUACCUCCUGUUGUCUCAUUGUACAGUGGAGGAGGUGCCUCUGCAACACAACUCCCUAUCUCAUUGCCAGCAGAAGUGGCACAAGUACCAUCAACGAUGUUUCCUUCAGGUGCUUGUCCCCAGGAGUCUCCAAGUUAUGGUAGUUCAUCUGCUUAUCAUACUCCAGCUUCUCCUCCAUCUCUCCCUUCCCAUAACAUCCCUUCCUCCUCCUCUUCCUCUUCUGGGCCAGCAACUGGAAAUGUACCCGUGUCUGAAAGACCGAAGAUGAUACCUUCGAAGAAAGCUGAUAAGAAGAAACUUCAGUUACAACAGCAACAGCAGCAGCAGCAACAAAAACAAGUGUCAGCGCCGCAACACUCCUCACAGCAGCAAAUGAUGGUGCAACGCAGCCAAACUGUUCAACCGCUUCAACUUCAGCAGGUGCAGCUAAACCAUGGGGUCGAUGGUAGCUACAGCUGUCACGGUAAUAGUUUGACCACGCAACCAUUAUUAGUUCCUGGAGGGAAUGUGUCAUCUCUCCCUCCUCCUCCUCCUCCUGGGGUUCCACAUCCUGCGGGUGGCUCAUCUCAAGGUCUGCCCCGUCCUCCACCUAUACCACCACCAUUAUUGGGUGACAGUACUCUUGAUAAGAAUUGUCAAAAUAAGAAAAUAGAAACUCCUUUACCUAGAGGAAAGAUGGAUAAGAAGAGAAGUGUCCCCUCUGAGUGUGAUUGCCCGGGAGUAUUAUCAGAAGAUAUGGAAAAUGCAAUGUUAGAAGGUGAUAGCACUGGCAGAGAUAUUGGAAGUAGUGCGGAAGUUGUUCCGCUUACCCCCAUUGGGACUCAGAUGCACUUGUCAACGGGGUUAGGGCCGACCCCAGCGACUGGAUUGCAGUUUGUUCCUACUACAAUAGUUUCUACCCCUCACUUGCAGUUUCCUCCUUUCCAAGUUGGUAGUGGCUCUGUACCUCUGCCGUAUAGUUCUCUGUCAGGACUUGGAGUUGGCCAGACUGUCCCUAACCAAUCCAUCACCAGCCAAACUGCUGCUGCUGCAACUGUAGCUGCUCAUCAUCAGUUGCAAGUGUUGGCUCCCACAGGAAUAGCGGCAAGUAGCAGCAGCAGCAGCAGCAGUAGUAGUACUAGCAGCAGCAGCAGCACCAGCGGCGGCAGCAGCAGCAGCAGCAGCAGCAGUAGUAGUACUAUUUCCAAUAAUGCCAGUGGAGGUAUUCCUGUGGGAGCAACAACUGCUCCACAUUCUAACAAGUCUCAGGUAAAGAAGUAUUUGCUUCAGUCACCACAGACAGGAGGAGCUGCUGGAGAAGUCAGUGUUCAGCAGCGUGGACCCUUAGGUCCUCUUUUGCAUACUAGCACUGCUGCCAUAUCUUCAGGCCAGCAAGUCACUACUCAUUCCCCAAGCAUCUGUCAACCCCCCAGCAAGAACAAGAAGAAGCAAUUGCGAAGCAGUACGAACAAGCAACAAGAGAGGGACAGCCAUCUCACUCUUCCUGUAAGUGCCGAUGCACCCGGUGAACAUGAUAUUGCAGCACAUCACCAGGCUGUUACUGCAGGCUUACCGUUGGAUCCUGCCGGUCAAGGAAUGGUGUACGCUAACACCCACACCAUGGCUCAUUUCCCGGUGAGUAUGGCUCCACAAUCUGGCACUCUUCCUCUCUCCCCGGCACCUGUCACCAGCUUUGGUCAAGGUCUGCAGGUCAAUGAGCCCGGUUUGAUGGUAGCUACUCCAGCUGCUCCGGCCAAGAUACUCAAUGACCAGUUGUCUGAGAUGAUUGCUACACCUGCUGCACAGGGAAGUGGAAGUCAGUUGGGCGUCGGGAGUGGUGUCCCAGUCUCAGUUGGUCUGCCAUACGUGGGUGGAGAUGGAACUGUCCCAUACACUGGGCAUGCGAGUGUAGGUCCAGGGACUGUAUGCCAUUAUCCAACUGCCAUCCCUUCACAUCUUGUGGAUGUUGACAUAGAAACUGAUUCAAACCAUGAUACUGCUUUAACUCUAGCCUGUGCUGGCGGUCACGAAGAGUUGGUACAGCUUCUCCUUGCACGUGGUGCCACAAUAGAGCAUAGAGAUAAGAAAGGGUUCACACCUCUAAUCCUGGCAGCAACAGCAGGCCAUAGCAAAGUUGUUGAGACGCUGUUAAAUGCUGGUGCGCACAUUGAGGCGCAGUCAGAGCGUACCAAGGAUACACCUUUAUCCUUGGCAUGCUCUGGAGGAAGGUACGAGGUUGUAGAGAUAUUGCUGCAGAGAGGAGCUAACAAGGAACAUCGUAAUGUGUCUGAUUACACGCCGCUCAGUCUAGCAGCAUCUGGGGGUUUUGUAAACAUCAUCAAGCUGCUUUUGGACAAUGGAGCAGAGAUUAACUCCAGAACUGGAAGCAAACUUGGCAUUAGUCCCCUGAUGUUGGCUGCCAUGAAUGGUCAUGUAACAGCAGUAAGGUUGCUGCUGGACAUGGGCUCAGACAUCAAUGCUCAAAUUGAAACCAACCGCAAUACGGCUCUCACCCUUGCUUGCUUCCAAGGUCGUCAUGAAGUCGUGUCACUCCUUCUCGACCGUAAAGCGAAUGUUGAACAUCGUGCCAAGACUGGCUUGACGCCCCUAAUGGAAGCUGCGAGUGGUGGUUAUGUAGAGGUUGGCCGGGUAUUAUUAGACAAAGGUGCCGAUGUCAAUGCUCCCCCUGUACCCUCCUCAAGAGAUACAGCUCUCACUAUUGCGGCAGAUAAGGGACACUAUAAGUUUGUUGAACUUCUCAUCCAAAGAGGUGCUCAAGUUGAGGUGAAAAACAAGAAAGGAAACUCGCCUUUGUGGUUGGCAGCUAAUGGUGGUCAUCUUGAAGUAGUUCAGUUACUAUACAGUGCUUCAGCCGAUAUAGAUUCUGAAGACAAUAGAAAGGUGUCUUGUCUAAUGGCUGCUUUCAAGCGUGGCCACUAUAAAGUUGUAAAGUACAUGGUCCGUAAUGUGUCCCAGUUCCCCUCAGACCAAGAAUUACAGAGGUACAUAGCCACUCUAAGUGAUAAAGAAUUAGUAACAAAGUGCUCCAAUUGUUUAGAAGUCAUUCGUGCUGCCAAAGAUAAACAGGCAUUAGAGGCUAAUAAGAACGCAUCCAACUUACUGGAAGAGUUAGAACGGGAAAAGUCAAGAGAGGAAUCAAAGAAGUUGGCUGCCCUUCGAAGAAGGAUAAAGAAAAGGGCCAAAAAGCAAGAGAAGAGAGAGGAAAAAAGACGCCUUGAAGGAAUUAAGAGAGUGGAUGAUGGAAGUGAUAAUUAUGAAGGGGAAGAUGAUGACGAUAAUGCUAACAACGAGAAAGAAAAAGAGAAAACAAAAAGGGAGAAGAAUGAAGCUAAUGCUCUUCAGAGGGUAGUGGAACAAAUUGUACCGGAAGAAAAGGAUGGUGACAGUGGCAUAGAUUCUAAUAGUCAGACCAGUGCAACUUCAGAAACCAAAGUUAUGGAUGAAAAAGACAAACCAGGCAAGAGAACCAAAAAGAAAAAGAGAGAAUCUGCAACAAAAGACUCAACUAUAGCAAACCAAAAGCAAAACAGUAAUCCAUCCCCUCUUCCCACUGCUGAAAGUGGUGGUAGCCAGAAGAAAUCUGUUUCUACAAGUAACAGUAACAAUAAUAAUAAUAGUAAUACUACUAAUAAUAACAAUAAUACACAUUCUCAACCUAGUGCCUCAUCAAUAACUACUUUAAUUACUACUACAAGUACUACCACUACAACCACAACAACGUCAUCGUCCUCAUCUUCAUCCUCCUCCUCCUCUUCCACCUCAUCCUCAAAAAGUAAGAAGAAGAAAGAUGAGGAGAAUAAGGCAAGUGGUGUCAUGAAUGAAUUGGACAUUUUUCAUCUAGACAACAUUAAACCAACCAAUAACAAAAAAUCUGGCCAUGAUUCAUCUCGUGUUAAUGCUCUGGACACAUUUGGCGAAGUGGACCAUUAUGUCACCCCAAUACCAGGAUUAGUUGGUAGUGCGUCAACUACUCUUAGUGCGCCAUCUCUCAGUCCAAAUGCUAAAGUAUCAUCAGGACUUGGAACAAGUCCCAAGAAAGGUAGUCGUAGAGAAGAAGGAUGGAAAGAAGUUAGUCGAAAAGCGAAGAAAGUGGCUGUUCCAAACAGCGCAAUCAGUAGGGUAAUAGGACGUGGGGGUUGCAACAUCAAUACCAUUCGAGAAGUAUCAGGAGCACACAUAGAAGUGGAAAAACAAGGGAAGAGCCAAGGAGAUAGAAUGAUAAGUAUCAAGGGCUCAACUGAAGCAACCCGUCAGGCUCAGAAUCUUAUAUCUGCCUUAGUAAAAGACCCUGAUAAAGAUUUAUCAGAAUUAAUUCCCAAGACAGUUGUUAAAGUAGCCCCUAAACCACCUAAAGUUAGUAAUGCAGAUUCUUCUAAUUCUAGUUCAGCAAACAAGGCUCUUAGACCAGCCAGUACAAUUGGAAUAAGUAUGGCAACUGUUACGGCUUCCACCAUCAGCAUAACAACUGCAAAGUCUGGAACAACUACUGCUACAGCGUGGUCAAGUGCAGUUUCAUCUCCCAAAAGAACAUCUCAGGUUAGACCUGUGUCAUCUGGUGGUGCACUUGUCUCUGCUGUUCCUAAAAGUCCUGCUGUACGACAGUUAUUCCCUGGGGAAAAGAAAUCUGUGCCUGUUACUACUGUAGCGAGUAAGGUUCUGAAUAAUGUACAUCCCUCAACUGUAGCUCACACCACUGAUGCCAUGCAGACCUUUGCAGCUAAACUGGCAGACUCCAAAGGAUCAGCUAAACUCUCUUCUACUCCACCCUUAGUGGGAUCUCCAAAGCCUUCUGUACAACAAAAUUUAGCAAAUACUGUUUGUACAUCCGAGAGUAUUGUUGGAGAGGAAAAAUGUGUGCCAGAAGCCAAUAAUAAUAGUAUGAUGAGUGAACAGUAUUCUAUUUUUAAUAAUAGAUUCAGUCAAGUAACGCAUGAAGCCAUGUGGGGAGCUAAGGAGAAGCAGCAAAACUUUGCAUCUGUUGCAGCUUCAGGUCUUGUUACGAAUGGUAAAUUUCAGCCUCAGGGACUUCAGCAAAAUCAACAGCAAACAGCUCAUGGGCAAGGUAAUUCCUACGUGGAUCAGAUUGAUCAGUCUCCAGCUCCGGAGGCUACUCGCGCGCCAGGUUAUCGUGGUGUGACUUCUACAGUUACUGUUAGCAGUCAUAUGACAUCUGUUGCAACAGGCAGUCCUCCAGGUAGUGUUCCUAUGCCAUUAUCAAUGCCUGGACCUCAUCAGCCGGGUGCAACAAGUAUGGCACGAAGUGCUCCGGGUACACCUGUCGCGUCUCCUUCCAUGAGACCUAUUGCUCCCCCUCCUACUCGCCAAACUGCAACGCCACCCUUCCCUCGUACUUCGGUUGACAUUGGAGGAGACCCGCCUCCUUUCCUACUUCCAGGUCCAGCUCGUACCCCACCUCCAAUGGUAUCGCCAAUGGUACGUCUGGGUCCAGUAGCCCCCCUGCCAACACGUGGUCAUCUUUCUCAAGUAAAUGUAAACAUGGGUCCUCAACCAUUUUCAGGUGUAUCCAUGGCUAGUCUAGCGCCAGGAGGUCCUGUAUCAUCCAUGCCACGUGUUCCCGUGCCAGGGCCUCCAGAACAUUCAGAAUUAGUAAACCUGGCUCCUGGGCAACCUUACCGUAAACCACCACCACCCAUAGAAAUUGCAAUGGGUUCAUUUCAUCAGCAAAAGCAGCAGCAGCUACAGCAACAGCAGCAACAGCAGCAGCAGCAACAACAGCAGCAGCAACAGCAGCAGCAGCAGCAACAGCAGCAGCAACAGCAACAACAACAGCAACAACAACAGUUUUCCAUAGCACAGCUGGCAGGCAUGAUGAAUGGAGUGAGGUUUACCACCCCUCAAACAAACACUCAUCCUGUCUUUACAAAUAAUAUGAUGGCUCCAAUAUCUGCAGCUCCUCAGAUUCAGAGUAAUCUUAAUCCUAAUGCUCCUGAUUUUACAAGUAGGUCUGGAACCUUUGUGCCAUCUACUUUUCCACCUCGAUCACAACUAGCUGCUUUCCAGAAUGGAGCUCCCACUGUUACUCCUUCUUUAGGUUCAGGCUAUGGUGGAAUUAGUCAGUUUCCUGGUGGGUUAGAUUUACAUACUGAAUCAUUGAUAGGACUUAUGCCGCCACGAAACCAGCCACCUCUUGCUGUAGUGCCUGCUUCAGUUGGAGGUAAUGCUGCAUUUCGAAAUAAUGCUGGUCCACAGGAGAACUCUUCACCAGUACACUCCCCACACAAUUCAAACCCAGCUUCACCCACUCAGACAGCUGCUGCCAAUAAUGCAGGAUUAGCUCAAAUGCAUGAAGAGCAGCGACAUGCUAAACUUCAGCCUAUUGGUACUGAAAGAGCUCAGAAAAGAUCAGAACGUGGGGGUGUUGGUAUUUUAAGUGGUGGAAUGAAUUCAGAGUUGAUGUGGUCUAUGCAGCUGCCGGAGAUGUUAAGUGCUCCACCCUUGGAUCAUAAUCUGCCGCCAGCAAAUGCAUACUAUAGUGAUCUAGAUAUCACGCAGUAUCCACAGUUGUGGAAUUGGGGUGGUGAUGUGAAUCAUCAUCAAAUGUAAGAUUGUCCACUGAGCUGAGCCAAUGCCUUGUGAUGAUAGUUGAGACUUGAAACAGCAGCACCUGAAAGAAAGGAAGAAGCAGCAGCAGUCCCCCAUAUGGCAUGAAGAGGAGAGCACUGUUGGCUCUGGUUGAGCCAUGAGCUGUUUUGCAUUGUGCUCAUGAAUUCUUUUUAAUUAAAUUUUGCUUUAUGUAGUUGAGGGUGACAUUUAAACUCAGUGAAAUUGCUUAAGUUAGGUCAUGAAUUUUAUGAAGUGCCACUUUAAGCGAGUGAUGUAUGAUAUGAAAGCCGUUAUGUUUGUAAAGAUAUAAAAUUACGCAACCGUAUAUGCAAAGCUCUGUGGUCGUUCUAUGGUCUUUUUUUUUUUGCCUCCCAAGUAGGGAUUAGUCGUAAAGGACGUAUCAUAUCUGGUGGCCUCAGCUCGCAGGAUUAUUGGCAGUAUCAUACCCACACUGCCCUCAGUGAAUGAAAAAAGAAUGUCCCAUUGUGGCCACACCUGCUGUCCCUGUCAGCUCAUACCCCUGAUCCCUCUUUCUCUCUCUCUCUCCUCUUUCUCACUGCAGGCAGGGAACAGAAUUGGGUGGUGUUGGUCAUGGUGUAGUGCACAUGGUCAUGAAUUGUGCCUGGCUACUGGAUGUGGCGUGGAGUUGGUUGAUUGCUCGGCCCCUUAGUAGUAUUUCGGCCUUCUCCACAGCUCUUGUAAGCAUGCACAGGACAACCCAACCUAGCACUGGGCUUUAUACACACGUUUGUUGCGGUCGUACUGUAUAUGCAAAGUCACUUCAUCUGCCCUUCCCCUCCCCUCCCCUCCCAUGUUCCGCUAACUACCCUCCCCCCACGCCAUAGGCCUACUUGGUGACAAGCAGCUGCCCAUCCCUGGUCUGCUCGGAGGUCGCAUAUGAAACUUUAUGCUUAACUCCACUUAAUCUGUGGAAACAUUAAAGAUUUAUCAGGCAAAA
Macrobrachium nipponense is the source of this 10774-nucleotide messenger RNA. RefSeq names its product ankyrin repeat domain-containing protein 17-like (gene mask). Gene Ontology annotation, molecular function: RNA binding; protein binding. Lineage: Eukaryota; Metazoa; Arthropoda; Malacostraca; Decapoda; Palaemonidae. Gene Ontology annotation, biological process: innate immune response. The record is from RefSeq and is a predicted model, not a curated record. Gene Ontology annotation, cellular component: cytoplasm.